GUCGCGCGCGGCACGCUAUCUUUCGUUCGCGCGCGUGUGCAUGGGAGGGAAACGACGAGUAGAGGAUUCAGCUGGUAGAUUCGUCAAGAAAAUCUGAUGGAAAUGUGCAUCACGUGACGUGCAUGGAUUUUCUUUUUUUUUUUGUUUUCUAAUAGAAUAAUGUUAGAACUCUACGGGGUGACCGGCGAUGGUAUGGGUUACCGGCUUCAACCGCCACCGCCACCCCGACGUGUCAGUACGCUACAAGCUGAACAACUUGUCGCACUAGAGACGUGCCUGCAGCUGUCGUCGCCGGAGCUGAUGAGAAAAGUGCCGGUAGCAUCAGUAACACCCCAACAACUGCUUCGAGGUCGACCGCGAGAGCCGACAGAGUUACAGCGUGUGGUUUCAAGCUGCGAGCCUACCAUCAUUGAACCCGAGACUAAGAUUCAGCAACAAGACGAUAUCGACGAGGUCGAAUCGGCCGCCUCGACGAGAGAUAACUCAACAGUGAAGCAGCAGCGCAAAGGUGGCCACAACUGUGCUCUUCGUCUUGGGCUGGUACUGCUGGUCUGUGCCUUAAUCGCCGGUAUCGGAUUGCCUUUGGCCCUGGAGUUACGCAGCUCGAAUCUGCUCGAGGCAAGGCUACGUGUCGUCAGGAAAAUCCUCUCGAAAACUCCCCUCAUCGAUGGAUCCAACAAUUUCGCCUGGAAUCUUCGAAAGCAGCGGGGCAGCACGCGACUGCGCGACUUUCCGUUCGACGAGGAUCUGUCGCAGAACGCGUCGUGGGGCCCAAGUUGGCAAACCGACCUCAUACGUCUGCGACGCGGCAUAGUGGGCGCACAAUUCUGGUCGGCUUACGUGCCUUGCGAGGCACAGUUCCUCGACGCGGUGAAGCUCACCCUGGAACAGAUCGACGUGGUGAGGCGGCUCUCCGCCAAGUACGCGAGGAAAAUGCGCCUCGUCACCUCGAGCAAGGAACUCGAGCAAGCUCACCGCGACGGCGUUAUCGCUAGUCUCGUUGGCAUCGAAGGCGGACACAGCAUCGGCGCUAGCAUGGCUGUACUGCGUAGCUUUCAUCAUCUGGGCGCCAGAUACAUGACUCUCACUCACAAAUGUAAUACCCCAUGGGCGGACGCAGCAAUAGCCGACGACCCCGACAAGGAUUUGGUGACGCUGGGCUUCUACAGCGACGGACUGACGAAUUUCGGCAAGGCAGUUGUGCGCGAGUUGAAUCGGCUGGGCAUGCUGGUCGACUUGUCGCACGUGUCGGUGCACACGAUGCGCGACGCACUCGCCGUGUCGACGGCGCCAGUUGUGUUCUCGCACAGCGCCGCUCGGGCACUCUGCAACUCUUCCAGCAACGUGCCCGACGACGUACUUCGCAAUCUCACGCUGAACGGUGGCUUGGUGAUGGUGAGCUUCGACAGCGCUCACCUCAGCUGCGGAGAUAAGGCGUCAAUGCACGACGUCAUCGCUCACAUCAACCACAUAAAGACGGUUGCUGGCGUCGACCAUGUUGGGCUUGGAGCCGGAUACGACGGAAUAUCGAGUCCACCGACGGAGCUGCCAGACGUGUCGGGUUAUCCAUUGUUGCUGGCAGAGCUAACGCGAGACAGAAGAUGGCCAACGUCGGACAUCAAGAAACUGGUAGGUGGCAAUCUAUUGCGCGUGCUCAAGGAGGUCGAGAGUCAUGCGUCCAGUCUCGCCAACCAGAGCCCCGCCGAGGAGUGGAUACCGAGGGAACUCAUAGAGGACACCGCCUACUGCAGGUAUCUCGGGCCUUAGACUACUGCGGCCGUUCUCUGAUUUACGGCGAGCUGCGCUAGUUUCCCCGCUCGAUGUUUGCCGAAGCAGCCCGCGCCCGACUGACUUUCUUUCUCAGAGAAAAGUAAACGAUUUCUACAUAUCCGCGUGCGCAAUACAUCGCGAUGUCAAGACUGAAGCAGUGUCGCUAAUCCAAUUGCCAAAAAGAAACAUUGUAUUACGCCGAGGAAAAACGUCGUGACGACGAGUCCUGGGCUCGCAUAAACAGCUUGUAUCAGCAGUUCGACCAACUAUCGCCAAUUUAGUUCCCUGUCGGCUUAAAAAGCAGUUUGAUUUAUCGAUGAACCACCACGAGUAAUCGCGAGUCGUACGCAAGCAUCACCAAGUAGAGCGGGAAAACUGGGGGGACGAGGCCGCGCAUUCGCAUGGCAAAUGUCAGUGUUCUCUCGUCCUCCCCCUUCUUUUGACGAAUUAGACAACGAGAUACCUUACAUUUGCCGAGGGAACUUGUCAAACAAUUUGUAAAUAAGAAUAUGGCAAAUCGGCUCGAUGCCGGUUUAUCUCUGUAAAGAAAACAAUUAAUGAUAAUUGCGUUCGCAAUUAAACAAAAAUACGCACACGCGAGGAUGCGUACUUUGCAUUGUUACAUUGUCGUUUCUGU
Molecule: messenger RNA, 2407 nt
Organism: Phymastichus coffea
Lineage: Eukaryota; Metazoa; Arthropoda; Insecta; Hymenoptera; Eulophidae
Product: dipeptidase 1-like
Exons: 8
Coding region: 160-1767 (535 amino acids)
Biological process (GO): proteolysis
Molecular function (GO): metallodipeptidase activity
Source: RefSeq, a predicted model, not a curated record